Molecule: messenger RNA, 5748 nt
Organism: Leguminivora glycinivorella
Lineage: Eukaryota; Metazoa; Arthropoda; Insecta; Lepidoptera; Tortricidae
Product: zinc finger SWIM domain-containing protein 8 homolog
Exons: 30
Coding region: 1-4872 (1623 amino acids)
Cellular component (GO): Cul2-RING ubiquitin ligase complex
Molecular function (GO): zinc ion binding
Source: RefSeq, a predicted model, not a curated record
AUGCUCAAAUUAGUGUCGAUAAAUCGCUUUAAAGUGGCGGGGGCGUCAAAUAGCAAUGGAAAAGGGGGCCGACAAGCUGCCCCGGUCGACGUGGGGUCUCCCCUGCUCGAUUGGGAAGAGGGUGACCAUUUCAGUUUUGAGGACUCGGAACGUUUCGAAGGUGAUUCGUUGUGCAGUUGGAGCUCGGAGCCUGAGAGCCUGUGCAACAACUGGCGAGGAUGGAGAAGGCCGAAUCUACAGAACUCAUUCGGCAACCGUUCCGCGAAAAAGUCCGUUCAAGAAAAGACAGUAUCAACUCUAAGCGAGUUAGCAGCAAAGUGCGUGGCCUGCCACAUACCGUUUGAACUAGUAGAACAUGUGUACCCACCCGUUCCGGAGCAACUGCAGCUACAGAUCGCCUUCUGGAGCUUUCCGGACAGCGAGGAUGACAUCAGACUGUAUUCAUGUCUGGCAAAUGGGUCAGCGGAUGAGUUCCAACGCGGCGAGCACUUGUUUAGAGAUAGAGCGGUUAAAGAUGUGCUACAGAUUGGUUUCCACUUGUCAGCCACGGUGUCGUUCAACAUGCCACGAGCCCAGUUCAACGUGGCAGUGACGUUCGACAGACAGCGAAUAUCGUCGUGUAACUGCACUUGCUCGUCCACAGCGCACUGGUGCUCGCAUAUCGUCGCCGUGUGCCUUUACAGGAUACAUUUGCCAACACAAGUAUGCCUGCGAGCGCCUGUAUCCGAGUCCCUCCAACGUCUCAGACGCGACCAACUCCAGAAGUUUGCACAAUACCUUAUAUCAGAGCUGCCUCGUCAAGUCCUCCCCACGGCUCAGCGUAUACUGGACGAGUUGCUAUCCGCCCAGCCGAACCAGAUUAACACGACCUGCGGGGCGCCGGAUCCGACCGCCGGAGCGUCCGCGUAUGAAUAUACGUCGUGGUUCCUGGAUGAGAAGACCUUGCACAACAAUAUCAAUAAGAUUUUAGUCAAGUUCUGUGUUCCUGCUCCUAUAGUCUUUAGUGACGUAAACUACCUAAGCACAAGUGCGCCCCCGGCCGCAGCUGAAUGGUCGUCCCUUCUCCGGCCCUUGCGCGGCCGAGAACCAGAAGGCAUGUGGAACCUACUAUCCAUCGUGCGAGAGAUGUUCAAACGGAGCGACAGGAACGCUAUACCACUUCUGGAGAUCAUCACUGAAGAGGUUAUGGCGUGUGAACAGAUAAUAGUGUGGUGGUACAGCACAAAAGCAGCGCUAGUGGCUUGGGGCGGCGGCGGCAAGCACGGCGGCAGCGGCAACUCCGCCGCGCAGCAUGCUUGUUCAUCUCUAUGCGAUGAGGUUGUGGUACUCUGGCGUCUUGCUGCCCUGAAUCCCGGCCUGGCUCCUCAUGAGCGUGACACUUUGCACGAGCAAUUCACUCAGUGGCACAUGAAAGUGUUGGAUAAGGUGGCCAAAAAUCGCAACAACCACAUGGGCAGCUCAUCAUCCCACACUCGCCACACAAGGACCCACUCCCACCCCCCCUACAUCAACGGGAUAUCAGAAAACGAAGUGUUCCCCGGCUUCCAACCUGCUAUGGAGGCCUGCUAUCUAGAGUGGGACGACUAUCAGAUACCCGGAGUGACAUACACUAAGGACUUGAACCCGCUGUAUCACAGCCCGUUCACUAUAUUCAGACAUGCUGAUAAACAGACGGAUGUGCAUCAGGUGAAUUCCUCAAAAGCAGUAUUAAACAACGAGAUGUCUUUGAGCUACCGUCUCACCAACCCAGAUCCUCACCGCGCCUUGGUACACCGGACCAGAAUCAAUGUGGACUUGGCCAUCCCCGGACCUUCAGGACAACAACCUUGUGGCUCGGGUGAAGGCAGCAGUGACCAGCCUGGGCCCAGUGAUGGAAACCAUUCCAGUGUUUCAUCUGAAGGUUUCUGCGAGAACGAAGAAGAGAUACUAGUAGCCAGCGGCGUCGACACAGACUCGCAAGAGUCCAGCUCUCCCGCAGUAUCAUCAGAUGACGCGGCGCGACGCGUAUCCAACGAUGACUCGGUGUCUGAUGACGACUGUAACCUGUACUUCUAUGAUACGGCCGCUGCUAGGCGCGCUGUGGCCGGCGAGGGAACUAGCGGCACUGCUGUGCAAUGCUCCGCCUCGGCCACAAGCGGCUGGGAGUGCGGCUGGGAGGUGUCGUUCGCGCGCGCCGAGGGCCUGCAGGCGCACGGGCACGCGCGCGAGGCGUGCGCGCUCGGCGCGCGCCUGGCCCAAGAGCUGCUGGCCCGCCCGCCGGCGCUAGGUUCGAGCACAGGCGGUGCCAACAGCCACGACAUGCGAAAAGCGCGCCGUCGCCACAUGCCGUCUCCUCGACUAUGCGCGGCCAGUCAUCGACUGUCCUGUCUAGCGUCAGCUACGUUGGCCAAAUGCGCCUUCUUAUGCACCGUCCUAGCAGAAUUCAGCGAGCACCACGAGUUAGCUUUCCGCGUGGGGCUAUUCGCACUAGAAAUGGCGCGACCCCCGGCCAGCACGAAAGCCCUAGAGGUCAAACUCAACAACCAGGAGACUGAGCUAGUAGCGCUGUUGAAGAAACUCCCUACUGGCCCCGAACAACUAGCUUUAGCUAGGGAGAAGGCUGAGCAACUUCGUGAUGGCAUGCUGAGAAAUCGAGGACCAGCGCUACUACCUAUCGCGUUGGCCAGUUUUCUGUUCGACGUCCUAGUUUUAUCUGCGACUGACAAGGAAAACAAGCAUCCUGUAAGUAGAAAGGCGAGACAACCUUCAGAUGAAGCAUUAGGCUUCGAGGCGGCAGUGGCCGCUCUAGGCCUGAAGGCGAACGUGUCCGAGGCGGAACACCCUUUAUUAUGCGAGGGCACAAGACGCCAGCGGGGAGAACUGGCCUUGACGCUCUUGGCCUUCUACAAGGACGACUCUGUCAAGCUGGCCAGGAUUAUGAACAAGCUGCUGGACCGCGACAUCCACCAGCUGACGAAGGGCCCGAUGGUGAGCGUGUACUACACCAACAACCCGCGCCUCGCCGCGCACCGCGACGCGCAGCCGCCGCCCGCGCCCGCGCCCGCGCCGCCGCCGCCCUUCAAUCACUUGAGAAAGAUGACGUACUCGUACGCGCCGCAACAGGUACAUAAUCAGGUGCAGUGUCAACUAGUGGCCGAAAUGGAGCGAUUGGUCGUGUCGGAGGGCGGCGCUAGCCCGCCUGCGCACCCGCCGCCGCACCAACCACCGCACCAGACUCUCGCAAGGCCGAAGGACUCUAGAUACAAAGGCAAAAGACUGUACCCAUCAGUGCCUAACCAACCUUCAGAAGCGUCAGCACACUUCAUGUUCGAGCUGGCCAAAUCAGUGCUCUUCAAAGCCGGUGGGUCCUCAUCCACCAGCCUCUUCACGCAGACAUCCUGUGCCAGAGAACAUCACGGGCCACACCGAGGUUUACACAUGGCGGCGUUUCAACUCGGGCUGUAUGCUUUGGGACUUCACAACUGCGUGAGCGCCAACUGGCUGAGCCGUACCUAUUCUUCGCACGUCAGUUGGAUCACAGGUCAAGCCAUGGAUAUCGGUGCGCCUGCAAUUUUGUUCUUGAUUGACGCUUGGGAAGGACAUUUGACGCCACCAGAAGCUGCGGGUAUUGCUGAUAAGGCAUCGUCAGGCCGAGACGUGCACACAGUUCGCGCCGCGGCCGAGCUAGCUCUAUCUGUGUUACCGCACGCACACGCUCUCAACUACAACGAGAUUCAACGCGCCGUCUUACAGUGUAAAGAACAAAGUGACGCUAUGCUGGAACGAGCGUGUUUGACCGUCGAGGCGGCCGCUAAAGGCGGCGGAGUGUACCCCGAAGUCCUGUACACGGUGGCGCGCUACUGGCACGAGCUGUACCUGCGGCAAGCCAACGAGGACACGGAGCCGCUACUCGAGGAGCCGCAGUACCGCGCCGCGCCGCCCGUGCACCUGCCCGUGCCCUACCCGCUGCCCUACCCCUUCACCUACCACCCCUACCCGCCCAUCUACCAGCUGCAGUACGGCGGCGCGCCACCCCCACACGCGGUGAGCGGGCAGUACGCGCUGCCGCCGUACUUCGUGCGCGGCCUCGUGCCGCACGCGCCGCUGGCCCCGCUGCCCGCGCACCCCGCGCACCCGCCGCACCAGCAGAUGCCGCAGCACCAGCUGCAGCACCCACCGCCGCUGCCCGUCAACGUCAACCACGGCGCACCCAUCCCCCCUCCGCUACCCGCGAUAGCCGGCGUAGCGGGCGUAGCGAGCGUCGGGCCCGUAGCCGGCCACGGCGGCGUCGGCGUAGCGGCGCCGCUACCCGCGCCCGUAGCACCUCCUUUACCACAGGCGCAGCUACGGCGAUUACUAGCUGCCUAUCGCGUAGGCAUGCUGGCGUUAGAGACGCAAGCUAGGAGGGUCCAUGAUGAUCGGCCGCAGAACAAGUUUGGCAGAAACCCACCGUACGGCGAGCACGUGAAAUGGCUCCUCCGCAUCUCGAAGCGGCUCGGCGCGCAGUACCUGCACCAGUUCUGCGUGUGCGCGGUGAACUCGGUGGUGUCGCCGUUCGUGCUGUACGAGCUGUGCGUGGAGUCGGCGCACUGGCUGGCGCGCGGCGGGCCGCACCACCUGCUCAUGCAGCACCUGCGCGGCACGCUCGCGCCGCUCGUGCAGAAGUGUCAGCAGAUGUACAUCCAGUGCAUACACCAGAAGCUGUACCACCUGACGCCAGUAGAGUACGAGGAGUUUGUCAGCAUCGUGCUGUCGGCGCGCACCGCCUUCCAACUAACGCCGGAGGGCAACACGCAGUUCAAAGAGUGGCUCGCCUCGCUCAGAAGGUCCAAAUCGUGCAAGAAGGACCUGUGGACCCAACUGAACGCCGCGCUCCAGACGAACGGCAAAUGACGCCGGCAGCCGAUAGUUUGUAUGGUGCGGUAUACCGCGCGCAAACUGUCACAAUACAGGCGAUGGCCGCGGUACAGGCUGCUAUACCAACUGCACACUCUCUAAUAGUACACCUUGUGUUAUUUGUAAUAGAGUUUCGACGUCGCUUAUUUGUGAGUACAGUUCGGCAGUAGUCGGGUUAGGUAACCGCUAGGGUUUUCGUUUUGUAUGGUGUGCUACGUCCCUAUGUAUACGUUAGUUAGUUUACAUCGAACAAAUAACAUCAACUUUAUUCAUAAAAUUCACAACUAAACCGAAAAACGACUCUCGUUAAAAAUAACUUGUGCCCAGUUCUAAAACGCGCAGUUUAAUGCUAUGUAUGAUGUGAUCGAUGGAAUGUUGGGAAAAUGACAUAACGCUGAGGUAAGCGCAUUGACGUGUUUCAUACAUUCCUUGAUAUCAUGCGUGCAACAUCUAUAAUAAAACAACAGUUCGCAUUUUUGCGCGUGAACUCUCCGUUGUAUUAUGCUUGUGAGUCGACGCCAAACAUAUAUUUAUCGUCUUAUUUCAAUAGAAUAAGAUGUAAAAGUGUAAAUAUAUCUUUGACGUCAACCGUAUUUGGACUCGUAACAUUGAUUGUUUGUUGUAGGUUUAACAAGUCAAGAAUAUAAAGUGGGGGCGUAGCAUAACUUUAGAUUUUACUUUACGAGGCGUUCCAUGUCCAAAGGGACCUUAAGUUUUAUCUGUAAAAAGGUGGAAUUUUAAGUGAAAAUGUCUUUAUGGCUCUUGAGGCAUAAGGAACUUUCUGUAAUGGAACGUCACGUAUAAUUUCUGACGCGGCCGCGUUGCGUGCACUAUUUAUACAUCUCCAUUACAAAUAAUACACGCUUUUCGACU